CGCACAAGAACCCGCACCGCCUUGACCCCUCCUCUCGCACCCAGCCAAGCCAAGCCGCUUCCAUGAGACCAUGACCGGACCCCUCAUCCACUCGCAACGAUGAGCAGCAGUGCCCGAGGUGCCUUCUUGACCGGCCGGUGAGCUGCUGCGAUCUGUCGCUUGCGUGCAUCGCGCUGAGAAGGGGAGGGGGGCGAUGGCCGCCACGAGGAGGCUCUCGGAGCUGCUGCAGGAGCAGCAGGAGCCGUUCCUCGUCGAGGCCGCCAAGGCAAGGAGGCCCCGGCGCGGCCGUGGCGGAAGCAGGGGAGGAGGAGGAGGAGCAGAAGGAGAAGGUGGGGGCUGCUGCCCCGCGGCCGUGUGCCGGCGGCUGCUCAGGCUCUGCAACCACGGGUUCAAGAAGAGGAGGAGCGGCGGCACCGGCGGCGCGGGCGGCGUGAGCGGGCUGCGGUCGGUCCUGAGCAAGGUGCUGUGCAGCAGGGCCAUGCGGAGGGUGCUGCAAUGCGAGGGUCUCGGCGGCCUGUGCUUCUCCGGCGCCGGCAGUGGCGGUGACCGCGAGUUCCGCCGGCUGCGGCGCUCUAUCGGCGACAGCGGAGAGUGCGACCCUCGCGCCAUGGAACUCGGCGGUGGGAUUAACGGGGACGAGGAGGAUGAGCGGAGGAGGUGGAAGGCCGACAUGGAGUUGGACUCCUCACGGCAGCUCAGCCCGGUCUCCGUCCUGGAGUUGCACUCCGACGACGAGGAGUCUCCGGUGCAUUCCCGUUGGGAGGAUGAGAAGCUAUCAACCUCCGGGAGCUCACCUCCAUCCGAAGCUUUCCUCGGCCCGACCUCCCCAUGCUUCACCUACAACCUCCACGACAAGUUCUGCGAAAUGGAGGUCGACGAAAGCGACGAAGAGAUGGUGAGAAACGGGAAGUCCAUAGAGGAGCAGAUCUCCUCAUGGGAGAAGAUCGCAGGGGACAUCUCCAGGAUCCCCAUGAUGAUGGAGCUGGACCUGUCACGGUCCAUGCCGCAAUGGCGCGAGCUCAAGAACGAGGCCAGGGAGAUCGGCGCCAGGAUAGAGACCCUCAUCUUCGAGGACAUCAGGAGGGAAACCGUCUGUGACAUGCUUGCUUCACAUUGUACAUUGGCAACAGCAACAUCUUGUUGAUCAAAUAGAGAGGAAGAGAGGUUGGGACCGAGGAGAGGGGCUUGGUUUGGAAAAAAAAUAGUAGAGGAGCUGUACAAUUUGAGGCUUGAUGUGGAAUUCUUUUUCCCUUAACUCCAAAGCCUUGGACUCCUGGUCUCUUUCCUGUCUUGGGUUCCAUGUAGUUUAUAUUUUGCAGACAUGAUAUGGAUGGCAAAAGGACAGGCUUUUAACCUUUCUUAACAGAGAUGU
Phragmites australis (common reed) is the source of this 1372-nucleotide messenger RNA. RefSeq lists its product as uncharacterized. The transcript is spliced from 2 exons. Lineage: Eukaryota; Viridiplantae; Streptophyta; Magnoliopsida; Poales; Poaceae. The record is from RefSeq and is a predicted model, not a curated record. The coding region runs from base 194 to 1144 and encodes 316 amino acids.